AUGGAGUGGGAUCCGUUGUCUUCGCCUGAAGGCGGCCCAUCAAAGCCAGGAAAAGAUUGGCGUGAUCAGCUCCAAGUGCUAGAAGAGGCUAGGCUUGGAAGUGUCUUACUCAAAGCCUGGAAGGGCGAAUACGAAAGCGCAGAGCAAGCUGCCGAAGAUGUCAGAAAGAUUGCGGAGGAUAUGGGUAUCAAGAUCUUCAGCAGUGCGUCGGAAGUUGAUGACGCUUGGACGAACGUAUCCCAGCAGGAUGAAGUUGAUAUCGGCGAGCCUUGGGAGGAUGUUUUCGAACUAGACGAAGCCAAAGAGAGGUGGGGCGCUCGAACGCUUAGGUUCAAGCGGCAAGGCACGCAUGUGAAUUUGCCUGUGGCAGGAUAG
Alternaria triticimaculans is the source of this 375-nucleotide messenger RNA. RefSeq lists its product as uncharacterized. The transcript is spliced from 2 exons. The record is from RefSeq and is a predicted model, not a curated record. The coding region runs from base 1 to 375 and encodes 124 amino acids. NCBI's taxonomy places the organism in Eukaryota, Fungi, Ascomycota, Dothideomycetes, Pleosporales, Pleosporaceae.